This is a messenger RNA of Staurois parvus, 396 nucleotides long. NCBI's taxonomy places the organism in Eukaryota, Metazoa, Chordata, Amphibia, Anura, Ranidae. The record is from the annotation of a GenBank genome assembly.
AUGAUGUAUGGCAAUGAUCAGGAUACUGGUAUGAAUAAUGCUUGGCAGUGAUCAGGACGCUGGUAUAGGGUAUGGCAGUGAUCAGGAUGUUGGUAUGGGGUAUGGCAGUGAUCAGGACACUGGUAUGGCAUGUGGGGUGAUCAAAAUGCUGGUAUGGGGUAUGACGGUGAUCAGAAUGCUGGUAUGGGGUAUGGCAGUGGUCAGGAUGUUGGUAUAAGAUAUGGCUGUGAUCAGGACACUGGUUUGGCAUGUGGGGUGACCAGAACACUAGUAUGGGGUAUGGCAGUGAUCAGGAUGCUGGUAUUGCUUAUGGUGGUGAUCAGAAUGCUGGGAUGGUGUAUGGUGGUGAUUAUGGCACUGGUUUGGGGUAUAGCGGUGAUCAGUAUGCUGGUAUGG